AUGGGGUGUACAGCUGCACUUCUUGUAGCAAUGGGUCUUGUUAUGUUCUGUGUUGCACAAAUGACUGAUSUGCAGCAACAAAAUGUGAGAAAAAAGGCUGCCGAUCCAACUAAAACACCAACAACUCUGUCUGAUGUGGUUAACAUGUUGAUGAAUCUCGAAAAAAGAAGACCAGUAAAACUAAAGGGUGGUUUUCGUACUCUAGGUAGAGACGGUCGCGAUGGGCCCCCAGGAAAACCAGGCAAAGAUGGACGCGAUGGACGUGAUGGUUUACCAGGUCCACCAGGUUUGAAAGGAGAGCCAGGACAUCAAGGUGUGAGAGGUCCACCAGGACCCAAGAGUGGUGGAGUACAGUACGUACGAUGRGGGAGAACUAUSUGCCCUUACAAUGCUACUCUUGUUUAYAAAGGUCGCAUCGGAGGAGAAUACUAUGAUAAUAAAGGUGGAGGUGCUAAUUACGUGUGUCUCCCUGAGACCCCCAAAUAUGGAAGGUACAAAGAUGGUUUCCAGAGCGGUGGUAACAUAUACGGUGCAGAAUACGAGGUCAGCGARUUCAACCCAUUCACCACAAGUAAUCUUCAUGACCACGAGGCUCCGUGUGCUGUGUGUUACGUUACAACACGAAGUGUCAAGAUGAUGAUYCCUGCGACUUACGAGUGUCCCGCGGGAUGGACGCCAGAGUACAAUGGAUACCUCAUGACGGCGYAUCACGGUCACCAAYAUCCAUUUGAAUUCAUUUGUGUUGAUGAAGAUGCAGAAGCUGUACCAGGAACCCAUGCCAACCUUGAUGGUGCCCUGUUGUAUYGUGUGGAAGGAAGGUGUGGCUCUCUUCCUUGUCUUCCAUAUGUUGAGGGUCGUGAACUKACAUGCGCAGUGUGUACCAAAUAAACUGUAUUAUCUUUUAGUUGGGCUAAGUAUUCCAAGUGAAAUAAAAGUAAUAAUCAUAGAUAUUAACUUCAAUCUAGGAAUGCUAAUGAUCAUAUCGAUUAAUUAAAAAAGUCCAAAAAUCUAAAACAACCACGUCCAUAUUUUUUUAAUUUUAAAUAUAUUUUUGUCUGCUAUUUCUCCAAGAGUCGAAUAACAAGUCAUCAAGCSGACAACAGAGCUUGRCUCCAAAUUAAGUGCACCCUAACAAAAAUUCUAUGACAACAAAAGACGAAUAAUGAUAAACUCUAAGUGAAGAAAUCAAGUGAAGAUUUACCAAUUGUACUUAGAUGAUAGUAUAGAUUUUUUAAAGGCUAAGAGUAUAACAAAAAGUAGUCCGAYCUAUGCAUGGAUUAUAUUUUAAGUAAUUCUAAAUUAAGCGCCAGUUUWAUAUACGARUGUCAGUAGUAGAUCUAGRAUUUAGCAAUCAUAAAUAUUAGCAGUUCAUUAAAGUUUCAUUGUUUUUGAAUAUUSUUCGAAGUAUACUGGAUACUGACUAAUUAAAUAAGAAGCUGCAAAKUUUUUUGGAGAGGAUAUCACGUGGUGAGCAGCACUUAGGACACAAUUUYCCUUGUUUCAUGGUUUAUUUCUCGUGCUGUUCUUCAUAGUGCAUAUCAGUUUGAAGUUUUWAAUAAAAAUACCUUAAGAAUAGGUGGACGUAAUGCAA
Messenger RNA from Actinia tenebrosa (Australian red waratah sea anemone), 1591 nucleotides. RefSeq lists its product as uncharacterized. The record is from RefSeq and is a predicted model, not a curated record. NCBI's taxonomy places the organism in Eukaryota, Metazoa, Cnidaria, Anthozoa, Actiniaria, Actiniidae.